Messenger RNA from Drosophila grimshawi, 2333 nucleotides. RefSeq lists its product as uncharacterized. Bases 23 to 1600 code for a protein of 525 amino acids. The record is from RefSeq and is a predicted model, not a curated record. The transcript has a single exon. Lineage: Eukaryota; Metazoa; Arthropoda; Insecta; Diptera; Drosophilidae.
CAACAACAACACUCAGAACAACAUGCACAACAACAACAACAAGAACAGCAAUGCUGAUGAUUGGCAGCGUCGCCAGCGCGAAGCGAAUCGCAUCUAUUACGAGGAGAUUGUCGUGAAACAGGCCAAUUCACACACUCUCUCGCGCAACAAUAUCAAGAGCAACAGUUGCUAUCGUAACAGCAACAGCAACCGCAACAGCAACUGCAACAACAGCAACAGCAGCAAUCGUAGCGCAUCCGCGGUCAGUUUCGUCGACAAAUUCGCUGAUUUUGUAACACAUAACCGUAGCAUUUUGAAAAGCAACUGCGUGAAACAAGUGCACAACAAUAACACUAAUUAUAACAACGCUGUCUCAUCUCUCAUUCCAAACUCUAACAACAACAGCAAUGGCAGCAGCAGCAACACCACCACCACCAUCAGCACCAGCAACAGCAACCACAACAACAACCACAACAACAACGUGAGCAGCAGCAGCAGCAGCAAUGGCCUCAAAACAACCGUUGGCAAGAAGACGCCCGUCAUUCUACUGGCCACCCGUGGAGCUGGCAACAAAUUGCAGCAGCAGCAGCAACAACAACAGCAGCAGCAACAACAACAACAGCAGCAACAUCCGCCUCUAACACUCAUCAAUGGCAACAAAGCGGCGGCGGUCACAUUGGUGCGCGUCAACGCGAAUCCAAAUCGAAAUCGCCAGGUUAUCAUCACCCCCGACGCAUCUAGUCUCCAACAACAGCAGCAGCAGCAACUUGAGGAGGCUGCUGCUGAGGUGCAACAACAGCAUGAUGAGGAGGCGGAGGAGUUCAUCGAUGAGGAUGUGUACGAUGAUGAGGAUGCUGUCUUAUCCUCAUCGACAGCGCAAAUCUUGCGUAAAUUUCGCAUACCCAAAGGCACAGCGCUGACAGCCAAGUCUGGCGAUGGCUAUUUGGCAAUGCCAACGCCAACACCCUCGCCGCCAAUUGCAACAGUCGCUGGCAGCGUCAGUCUCGAUGCCUCCAGUUAUGUGGAUAAUACCGAUGACAUUAUCGAAGAGCUCAACGAAGAUGAUCUCGUUGAGGAGGUCAUCGAUGAGGAGACGGGCGUCUGCGAGGACGAGGAUGAGGAACAGCAGCAAGUGUUGCUGCAACAGCAGCAAUCAGCAGCUGGCGACAACGAUGGUCUCGAUCUCAGCAGCAAUAGCAAUAAUCACAACGCAACAGCUGCAGCUGCCACAUCGGCAAUGCAAUUGCUGCAGCAGCAACAACAACCGGCAGCAUUGCAACUGCAAACUGUGGGACCAAAUGGCACCGUUACCUGCUUCAAUUUGCCAGCAAAUACGAUAUUGGUGCAGGCGUCCGAUGGCAGCAUCAUUGCUCAUCCCAGCAAGGCUGGACAACAGCAAUUGAUCGUGUUGCCAGCGGAUUGGAAUACAGCCAACAUGGCAAUGGCGGAGACAGCUGCAGCAGCAGCAGCGGCGGCGCCACAACAAACUCAAACGUUGCUGCUGACGGCAGAUGGAACUGCUAUACCCAUAAUGGCGCCACUCCAGCAACAGCAUCAACAGCAGCAGCAGCAACAACAAGCCGCAGCAGUUGCUGCUGCUGCGCAGCUAUUUGCCGCGUAGGGUCUAAUGGGUGGCCAAAUGGGUCGAUUUUUGAAUAAUGCCACCAUAAUGCCAACAACAUAUUUCUUUUAAUCCCAGUACCAGUACCUAAGUCGCGUUGCAUCUGCCGCAAAGCAGCAAAAUUAACCAGGGGGCACAGCUCAUCAAUGUUGCUUUGCGCCACCUGCAACACAUUUUAACUAUAUACAUUGAGUUAUAUAUCGAAGACUAUAUUUAUAGUGGUCGUUUAUAAAUUGGAUUGUUUCGCUUUCGGGCAUUAUUUUUAUUUAACGAGUAAUUUCUUAAAAAUCAUUUUUAAUUCAAAAGUUCUUAGCAGUUUAGAAUUGAUUGAAAAUAAGAAUUCUAAUUUCAAGAAAAGGAAAUUUGCAUCAAACAAUAUAAUUUUAAUAUAUUGGUAUAUUCAUUUUUCUACAAAUACUAAUUUAAGAGCGAUCACUGUAUAUUUUACAACAUAUAUAUAAUUUGUAAAGCCAUUUAACCCCCAAUUUAUUUAGGGCGCAUAUCAAAAAUCGACGCAUUUGGCCACCAAAUGCAAAUCAAAAGUAAAAAUUAAAAAUAAACAAUGCAUAAAAAUACCGACAGCCAAGUUAAACUUAAUAAAACCACAACUCAAUUGUAAAGCUAUGCAAAAAAAAAAAACAGAAAGAAAACAAACUGAUAUUACAUAAUGUUAAUGUGCAUACCAAAUUUAUUUUUCUAUAUAUAUCUAAAAAAAAAACAUAAUAAUACACAU